This is a messenger RNA of Ylistrum balloti, 2703 nucleotides long. RefSeq names its product cardiolipin synthase (CMP-forming)-like. The record is from RefSeq and is a predicted model, not a curated record. Bases 59 to 1135 code for a protein of 358 amino acids. Gene Ontology annotation, molecular function: cardiolipin synthase activity. The transcript is spliced from 7 exons. Gene Ontology annotation, biological process: cardiolipin biosynthetic process. Gene Ontology annotation, cellular component: mitochondrion; membrane. Lineage: Eukaryota; Metazoa; Mollusca; Bivalvia; Pectinida; Pectinidae.
GCUGCGCCCAUUAGAUAGUUGUGGACGAAGCCGGCUUGAGGUGUCACUGCAUAAGGUGAUGUCAAGCAUAAAGAUGAUGUGUUCGACUUGGAAUAGUCACUGCUUUUUGAGGAAAUUUCUAUAUGUCCAGUGUAAAACAUGUGUGGAAUUGACAUCUGUGAUUAAGAGAAAUGCUAGGAGGUUGGCAUGCUUUCAAAACUUCAUUAAUGAAAAUAAUUUUCAUACUCGCAGGCAGAACCACCAGCUUUCUUGGGUAAACUCUUAUUUACCAUCAAACAGUUCACACUGUCGAUAUAACAGAGACAGACAGAUUUCUUUUUACCAAAGAUGUAGCUGGUGCAAUACGCUUCCUUAUGUUUCACUUUUACCAUCGGACUUUCACAGCAUUAGAUGUUUUCACACCAAUUCUUUGGCUCAUUGUUUCAACCAAAAGCAGACUGAGAAAAGCACUAAAGAAUCAAAAGAAACAGCUCACAUCAGUUCAUCAAAGAAGGAAGACCAAAAACUUGAAGAUGUGAUAGAGAACAUCUACACUAUACCUAACCUGCUGACAUGUCUACGGAUAGCCGUGACGCCAUACCUCGGAUAUCUCGUCCUUACUGGUGAAUUUGAUUUAGGAUUCAAGAUUUUUGUGGUAGCAGGUCUAUCAGACUUUCUGGAUGGGUUCAUAGCACGAAACUUUAAGAACCAACAAUCUGUAUUAGGGUCAGUCAUUGACCCAAUUGCAGAUAAACUUUUGGUCAGCAUUCUUACCGUCACCUUGACAAUUGCAGGGUUAUUACCAGUGCCUUUGACGUUUGUGAUAAUUGGAAGGGACUUGUUGCUGAUAUGUGCAGGUUUCUACUUAAGAUAUAUAACCCUUCCUCCACCAAAAAAUCUGAAGAGAUAUUUUGAUGUUACUCAUGCUACAGUCACCCUCCUUCCAUCAGUGCUCAGUAAGUGGAACACAGGACUACAGCUAAGUCUGAUAGCUGCUUCUAUGGCUGCUCCAGUGUUUGGUUAUGUGGACCAUAUAUACUUACAGGGACUAUGGUACCUAACAGGAGCCACCACUGUGGCAUCUGGAUUACAGUACUUAGUCUUUCGGAAUAAAUACAUCAAAUUCACUCAGGAGAAACUCAAGCGCCAGAUAUAAUGAAGAUUUCACAAGAUAUUGCACAGAGAAAAUGGUCACUACAAAGAUGGCCAGAAAUACAACAUGGUUAUAACCAUGCGCAAGACUGUAUACAACCAAUUAUGCAACAGAAUGUAGGGGUUCUUUACAUAAGAAUGUCAUACCACUUAAAUUGUUUUAGAUAAUUGUAUUUUUUCUAGUGGUUGGAAAUUUAAAGUUCUGUUGUACAUGUAAAAUUUUCCCUACUCGUUUUUUCUGGGGUUAUAUUGAGUCCAAACCACAGAGUAAAAACAUCAGGUUAUGGUUUUUAUUAACUUGAUAUACUCUACCUGCUAGCUGCAUGGUGUGUCUAGUUGAAUACCUAGUGCUUUGUUUGUGGUGCCAUUAUCAUAUUUAUGAUUUGUUAUAGAGUGAGAAAGUUUUGUUAUUCCAGGUAAAGAUUUGGGACUGUAAGAUUUUAGUGUGUUUAUUUUCUAGAGUAUUGCUUUCUUUGGUAUAUCAUUGCCCACAAGUUUGGGCCAAAAUAGAGCAAAAUACCCAGAAAAUAGCAUGCUUUUUUAAUCAUCAUUAUUUAGAAACUUCUGAAGUUUCAAAAAUAAUGCUAAUUUCAUUUUUUUACUUAUCCUCUUUGUUAAGAAGUGUUUGUGAAACACAUAUUUCAUGUUAUAUGAAAUCUAAGUAUCUUAGUUAAGGAUGCUUAAAGUUAAGAAAGCAUUAAAAUUAAGGAAUGUUCAUAAAACAGGGGCCUGCUAGAUGAUACAGUAUUUACAGAUACCAGGUAUUUAGGAUGACAAACAGAAUAUAAAUCCUGUCGACUUCCUGGUAAAAUAAUCUUUAAUGAUAAGUUCUAUUGGUAAGCUAAAAUGGUUUCUUAUCAAAUUUGUUCAAAAGAGGUAUUAUAAACCUUUCACAUUAAAACAAACUACAGGUAUCAAAAAAUUGUAGAAAUUGGUGUGCUUUUAAAAAUUCUUGUGAGUGAUACUUUCUCACUACUGAUACAGGUAUCUUGAAAUUUACAAUAGAUAGAUAUCCAAAUAAUUUCAUGUCACAUUAACAGAUCUAUUAAUAGACCUAUACUCACUCCUGCCUUGUCUGAUGUGACAAGUUAUUUAGUCCCCUUUUUAAAUUGUCAAUAAUGACACAAGUAUUUCUAAAAUAAAGGAUGAAUUGUUGAAUGUGUGGUCACUGGUUCUAACAAAGGUAAAUGUUCAUAGUGUAUAUAGUACUUAUAUACAUAGUUUAUAUAUACAGGUUUGCUUAUUUGCUAUUGCUGUCAAUUUACUAUUGUUAUGUUGAAACAGAAAAUAAAAUUUCAUUUUCUGUGUUUUUCUAUCCAGUUUAGUGUCCUCUGAAGAUGUGAUGAAGAUAAAUACAGAUUUGAGGGUGAUUAUUGUAGAUAUAUCACGAGAACUAAUGCAUUGUUUAUAUUGGAUUGGUCCCUGGGUAAGGUUGUGCUAUAAAUUAUGGGGAAAUAUUGUAAUGUUAGUCAUCAGCUCAGCAGAAAAACAUGACAAGUUGGUGUACAACAAUUUCAGUUUUUAUCAAAAGCCAGACUGAAUAUCUGUAGAAAUAAAGAUGUUUUAAAUUAC